Molecule: messenger RNA, 1347 nt
Organism: Pocillopora verrucosa
Lineage: Eukaryota; Metazoa; Cnidaria; Anthozoa; Scleractinia; Pocilloporidae
Product: ARL14 effector protein-like
Cellular component (GO): intracellular membrane-bounded organelle
Source: RefSeq, a predicted model, not a curated record
AAUGGCGAAAUGACUUUCUUUUUGGGAGAAUUUUACCUUUUACUCCUUUUUUGACAUACCUCUUUUUCCUAUCCUUGGAAAAACUGAGGAAAUUGUGAAAUGUCAUCAGAAGCACAACAAGAGAGUGAUGAAAAGAGUAUCAAGUUGCCAGUCGUCGGGGAUGCGAGCUUUGUAACAUCAGACGAAACACCAAUCCUCAUGGGAUUUUCUCUGAAUGACCCGGCAAAAAUCACUCGCACGGAAUCUACAGGUUCGGAAAGCUCUAAAACAGAGAAAUUAAGGAAUUCUCUGAAGUUCAAGAAUCCUGGAAGAUUACUUGAAGAAUUUAACCCUGAUACAAGUCGCCGUGAAAUGCGAAAAUUAAACAGACUGAUCAAAAAGGACCCUGCUAACCGAGCGAAAAGGAGACAAAGGCAAAGAAGACGGCCCCAGAAACAGACUUUCCACGACCGAUCAGGUGUUCGAAUGUCCGAUGGAAGAGAUGUGUGUGAUUGUCAAGACACUAAUUGUCCCGGUUGCCAUUUUCCUUGUCCUUCUUGUGGAUCAGAAAAGUGUGGUGUUGAAUGUCGCUGUGAUCGACAAUGGACUUAUCUAAAAGAUGUGGAAAUUGAGAAUCCGCUACCAAGUGUUUCUCGGAGAUUGGGAAAUCGCUAAAAUCCACGCCUCUCUUCACAAGAACAGUAUUUAUGAAAGAGCUUAGCUAUACGGGGGUUUGGGUCCAAGUGGGCUUCUGAAUUCCUCUCUUUUGUGAUGAAUUAAUGGAUAAAUGAUCAAUGAUAAUUCCACACGGAAUGCAUACAAAUGCCAAAACCCUGGUUUAGAACCCUAAUGGACCCUGCCUUUGCCCCUUUUAUUUACAAACAUAGUAAGACUUUUACGGGUUUUCCAGGGUGAUCUAAGUUUAUAGGUAUUGUAACCAUGUAAGAGUGUUUUAAACAAUGGUGUACUUAGUAAACCAAAACUGAUAAGUUCUUAGAGAAGAAGUGAUCCUGACUUUUUUUAUAGAGUGUUUAAGAGCACAAGUAAAGUGGAUAAUAUUUCUUUGUUUGCCUUUCACAGAAAAUAUAGUGUUUCUCUUUUCCCAGAGAUUUGAACACAAUUAUAUUAUUAUUAUUAUUGAUCAAUCCAUUUCUCAAACAAAACUGAUGUUCAUCAUAUGACAUCUAUUUAUUUGGCGAUAUACUCAAAGUAAGUUCUAUCUUUGUAGGAUAAAUAAUAUGACUCAAGAAAUAUUAAAGAAUCCUUGUGGUUCAUUUUUGUGGUGGAUUAAAUGUAACAGUAUGUUGGGUCACAAUUGUAUUUUCAUUGCAUUUAAUAAGGCUAAGCUUAAGAUCCAAGUAGAGACAC